UGAAGUAUAAUCUCCAACCUUCUUAGUUGCCACAUAAUUGAUAAUUUAAAAGCAAAUUGUUUUCAGUAAUUGUGAUACAAUACAAAAAUGUACAAUUGCGUCUGACAUACAUAUAUGUACAUAGUGCUGGCUUCCAUAACUUUAAUGUUGAUAUUUAUUUUUUUGAUGUUUACAACACAUUCAAAGCGAACUCAUCCAAAAAGGUCUGUAUGCUGAUCCAUGUCUUGUAACUACCAGUAUACAGUGGUAAAAAGCCUAAUAUUUCGAGGCUGAUUCCUAUGUGAAAUUGCGACAACUAGGCAACUACAAUUACCCAAAGUGUGGCAUCUGUGUGUGAAGUGUGACAACUCCAUGCAGUGCGACAACUAUAAAUAAAGUGUGACAAUACAUGUGAAUCGUUAAUAGAAAUUCUACAGUUGCCAUGGCUUCUGCUGGGGGAGAGGAGCAGUAUGAUUUUAUUUGGAAAGUUGUGUUGGUGGGUGACUCAGGGGUGGGGAAGACAAACCUGCUAUCCCGGUUCACCCGUAAUGAGUUUAACAUGGAGAGCAAGAGCACGAUAGGGGUGGAGUUUGCCACAAGGAACAUGCAGAUCAAGGGUAAGACGGUGCGGGCUCAGAUCUGGGAUACGGCCGGGCAGGAAAGAUACCGUGCAAUCACUAGUGUGUAUUAUCGAGGGGCAGUUGGUGCUCUGGUUGUGUACGAUAUAAGCAAGGCGUCGUCGUUUGAGAACCUGGACAAAUGGCUCGGUGAAUUGAGCGAGCAUGCUGAUCCCUUCUGCUGUAUCAUGAUCGUAGGGAACAAAGUGGACCUUAAACAUCUAAGAGCAAUAACUGCUGAUGCGGGCAGGUCCCUUGCAGAGAAGCACAACUACUCGUUCAUCGAAACCUCCGCACUGGACAACACAAAUGUCGGAGAAGCAUUCAACAAUUUGUUAGUUGAUAUUUUCAAGCUACAAGUGGAUGCCCCGCCCCCGAACCGGGGGGAAACAACAAAGCUUGGAAACCAGGAAGUAAAACAGAUGGAACAAGUUUCAGACUGUCCAUGUUAACAGCUGGAUGUACACUUACCCCCGUCAUUGUGUGGAAUUGUUAUUGAGUGUUGGGGUGGGUUUGGGAAGGGGGUUGGUGUGGAAAUUGAGCUGGGUGGGGUGGUAAAGGAAGGUGAAAUGAUCAUCCAAUAAAAAUCUGUUCAAAUGAUUUAUUUUUAUGUCUUUAUAAUCAGCAGAACCUUGCACUGUAUUGUGAAAAUAAUAUUAAGUGUACCCUUAUAUUUAUGCUUCAUAAGAUUCAUUUUCUCUCUCAGAACAUAAUUUUUGUCCUUUGUUUAAAUAAAUAACCUGGCAAUGAAAUACAAAAGUUGAAGCUCUAAUUUGUUCUCAUUAACAAGAAAAUAAACACAUUAGCAGUGACUGUUAUGCAUUUAUAUUAUUUUACAGUGAUUAUUUAUAGUAACACACUCAACUUUAUAAUGUUUUUAAAUAGCGUAAAUGGGCAGAACUAUCAGAAAUGAAAUUCUUUUCUCUUAUAAGUUAACUAACUGGAAAAGGAACUUGAAUUGCCAUAGUGAUAGUAAUAGUGAGUUUUUCAUAUAUAUUAAACACUUGAUAUGAUUACGACUGCCCUGGAUAAUUAUCUAUUUUGUUGAAUGAAAGAAAAUAUUGAAAUCCAUUUCCAUGUGUAUAUGUUUUUGUUUUGGCUUAUCAUGUGGCAAAUAAAACUAUUAGUUCAACAAUUAUAAUACAUAAUUGUAUCCGGCUGUUUUGGCAUCGUGUUAAUUUGACAUUGAUUAAUAUUACUGACUCCUAUUUUUUGAAAAUUCUUUAAAUGAUUAAGAUUCUCAUUUUAUUAAGCCAAAUUACUGCCUUUUACUGAGGUUUACCUAUCAAAAAGUAUGUAUUUAUUAUCUAUUAAAUAAUUUUCUUCGAAAGUCUCAAACAUUCAUCAUAAGAAAAUAACUCAAAUUAAAACAAAGUAAUGUAAGCUUAGUGUGAUCCUGUUAUAAGUGACUUGUCUUUGCAAUUAGAAUGCAUAGUUAGUAACAGCUUUGUGCACAGUAAGAAAAGAAUAGCCUGUUUUUUUAUUUUUAGUUUUUAAACAUAUAUGAAUUAUUCAGCUAAAAUGAUUCAUGUGAAGGAAAAAGUGACGAUUUAAUUCCAUUUCUCACACACAAUUAUGGCGCUAUUUUUUAUUAUUUUUUAAAAUGAAUCUCUUAUAAUUCAAUUUUACACAUUCUAUCAUAAGUUUCUUUUCUAAUCCUUUACGUGGCUACAUUCCAUAUUUUGUCGUGAACAGGACUCAUUUUUCGCAGACGAGUCAUGAUUAUUAUAUAUGUCUGUGGUGCAUUUCAUUUGAUUGAAACAGCAUUAUAACUGCCUUUAUGCAAAAGCAAUAAUAGUGGCCGUAAGGGGUAUAUUUAAAGCAUCAGAAAAGUAUGUUUUGUAUGGUUUUGUUUUUAAUGAUUUUAUGUCCCCUCUUGAUAAAUUGUUUUUACACUCCUAUUGAAAACAAGAUUUAUGCGUCAAGCAAAACAGGUCACUUAAUUUGGUUUGUUUAUGGUGUUUUUGUUUGUUUUUAGAUAUUUUUCAUUUCAUAUUGUCAUAUUCAUUGUAUUAAGAUAGACAAGAAUUUCAAAAGGUAAUGAAUAUUUGUUAUCAUCAGUCAAAUUUUACUAUUGUUUGUUAUCUUGUGUUUGUGGAAAAGAAGAUCUUCUAGGGGAGUUUGUCAUUUAGAACAAUUGUCAUAUUAAAGCUUUUUAAACCUGGUAAAUAUAUCCCAUUUUCUACUCAUUGUCAUAUGGUCUAGAUACAGGUAGUUAUCUCACCACUCAUUUUAUUUUAUUAUAUAUUUUAUUAAAAAUGAUUGCUCA
Mya arenaria is the source of this 2865-nucleotide messenger RNA. RefSeq names its product ras-related protein Rab-11B-like. Gene Ontology annotation, biological process: exocytosis. Lineage: Eukaryota; Metazoa; Mollusca; Bivalvia; Myida; Myidae. Gene Ontology annotation, cellular component: recycling endosome. The record is from RefSeq and is a predicted model, not a curated record. The transcript has 7 exons. Gene Ontology annotation, molecular function: GTP binding; GTPase activity. The coding region runs from base 422 to 1048 and encodes 208 amino acids.